This is a messenger RNA of Punctularia strigosozonata HHB-11173 SS5, 1240 nucleotides long. RefSeq lists its product as uncharacterized. The record is from RefSeq and is a predicted model, not a curated record. NCBI's taxonomy places the organism in Eukaryota, Fungi, Basidiomycota, Agaricomycetes, Corticiales, Punctulariaceae. The transcript is spliced from 4 exons. Bases 712 to 906 code for a protein of 64 amino acids.
UGAUGCUGCACUCCGUCGUUCUCCUUUCGCUCACUGAAAUGCCCGAAUCGCGAAGGACCAAAAGCCGACUGAGUCCAACCCUAUAGAUACGGAUGCUAACUGUGGCCCCAAAAUCCAUCAGAUCUCCGACGAUUCCUUGGGAUGUGGAUGAUCAUUGACCGAAAGCUAUCAACGUCCCAGCCGGAGCGCACUGUGUUUCAGUAUACAGUAUAUCGGCGACCGGAGAACUCCUCCGUGGCAUGCUCGUUGUCGACCUAUCCUGAACCGAGGUCCAUGGAAGCUGUAGAGGCUUCGCAGCAAAUUUCUCGACUUCAAACUUGCAUCCUAAUAGAACAUCGCUCACCUCGGAGGCUACUUCCGAGGUUCUCUCCAUUGCAUUGCUGUACAGUACGACGUAAACCAGGUUCGAGAAGUUGCAGAGCUGGUAGCUUGGUCGAGCUUAGGACUGCAGGCUCAUGUGGACCCGGGGCGCUCCCGCUCCAAUAAGCCCGAGCCCGGCACUGCGUCAACUCCUGUCCAAUCAUGUCCUUCCAGUGAUCGUCAUUGUCCAGGCCCUCGCCAGACGUUGGGUUGCUGUUGUCCAAGACGAAGUAGCCAGGACGCACCUUAUGGCGAUGAUAAACCUAUGUUUAUGAUCGCCUCACGCCGGCGUUCAAACGCAUAAAUACCAGAGUCGCGCCCCAGCAUUCUCCCAUUUGCACUCGACUUACGAUGAGCCAGCCCAUACCCAAGUCUGUCUCCUCCUCCUCGGCCUUUAGCGCUGAUCAGACGAACGGAGCUGCGACCGACCUGCUCUGGCUGGUCAUGCGUGAGCCGUGUGUCGCCGCCCCGACGCGCAACAUCGCCAAACCUUCAAGCACCAUGGCCCUCCCUGCAUCAUGCGCAGGCUGUUCGGGGGCGCAGUGAAUCCCCUUGGCUCGGCGUAGUGCGGCGAAGGGUUGAUCCUCGAUGUUCAAUACCCUAUGACAGGAUGCUACGCAAAUAGAAAAUCCCGGAGCGGGACGCGCCCAUUUCCGAGUAUCCGCGUUCUCGGAGCGGCCACUCUGGUCGCACGUUCUUAAGUUAUCCGUGCCUUAUCGUGGUUCUGCUAUGGCGCCGAUAACCUCGUGCUCUCGUCCGCCACCCGUCUCCUCCGUGUAUCACAUGUCUUUCUCCAAUUCGUCGAGAACGCCGCCACUCCGCCUAUUCCACUCGUACAUCAUGACCGCUCGAACAUCGCAGUCAUCUGCCCAUCGAUUGG